AUGCCCGUACCCCUUGUUUCAUCAACCCUUGGUCACCCAAGAUUUCAAGUGCUUUGUGACGUUGACAUCCUGGUAGCCGUUUUGCUUCGUCCUACGUCGUCCAGCCGUGCCGUGUGCCUUGCUCUUUGUCUUUGUUUGCUGUCUCUAAUUGACAACGCAGCCCACGAUCGGUCACCUGUCUCCUCUGGUAUCAUGGCAUGA
Pochonia chlamydosporia 170 is the source of this 201-nucleotide messenger RNA. RefSeq lists its product as hypothetical. The coding region runs from base 1 to 201 and encodes 66 amino acids. NCBI's taxonomy places the organism in Eukaryota, Fungi, Ascomycota, Sordariomycetes, Hypocreales, Clavicipitaceae. The transcript has a single exon. The record is from RefSeq and is a predicted model, not a curated record.